AUGAUAUUCGCCGCCUCACCGUCAUUUCUCCUUCCGGUACGUGCUCCGACGUGUCACUAUCGCCUUUCUCCUCCGUAGGACAGGCCGCACCGGAUCCUUACGAUUACUUCGCCAACAAAGGUUGUCGUUUCCCCAACUCACCACCUUUCGCCGGAAUUAUCGAAUCCUUGCCCUAAGCUCAGCCCUCGAACAGUCGCAGGCAGUCACUUCCAAGUCAAACGAGCUUCUUCCAUUGAAUUGAAACCCCAUCUCGGUCUCAGCUCGGCCCAAAUUCAUCUCAAAGCAAUCCAUCUUCCAUCUCCUUAAGGCUUGCCAGACGAUCCGCAAUGGCGGCUCACUGAGUCGGCGCUUCCCCAACCCGCUGCAGCUGCUGUUCCUUGUUCUUCUUCUCUGAUGGAAGGUCACCGCCGUGGCAAGUUUGGCAUGUCAGUUCUGCUUUCCUUGCUCUUGAUCUCCGCUUCUGCUCCGGCUUCUAGAUUACUCGCGAGCUGCGAUCCCAUCCCGGCCGAGGACGAGCGCGAUCGGCUCCCUCGCGAUGCGCCGCAGGUCGAGUCCACGGCCGUGGACGGUAAGCAGCAGGUGCUGUUGCAGACGCUGGAAGAGUUGGUGAGAAAUCUCAGCGAGGUAGUAUCCAGGUUGGAAUCGCGGCUCGCCGAAGCUCCUGCUGGCGGUGUGAGAGUGAGGGGCGCCGGAGAGGAUCGCCGCUCAGAGAGUCCUAAGUUCGGUGUUGCUCUAGAUAAGGAUGUAGCUAUAGGUGGAAGACGUUAUUCUGAUAUGGAUUUGGCUCAGGAGGGGAGGGAAGAGGGUGGGGAUGGGUUCGAGGUUAAAUCUCGGGAUGGGGAGAGGAUGAAGGGGGUCUCGAUUACCAAGUAUAGCCCGUUCUGGUCCGAGAAGUUCCACUUUGCUUCGGCAGUGAAGUUGGAUUUCGAGGCUACUUGUAUUAAUGUGCUGCCAUUUCGAGACUACGAGGGGCUCAGUAAGUAUGUCGCAGUCGGGGAUGAGAGGGGGAAGGUUUAUGUGUUCCUAAGAAAUGGGGAUGUCCUGGUUGAGUUUAAGACGGUGACGGAUUCUCCGAUUACUGCCAUGGUUUCUUACAUGUCGGUGUACAAGAACGAGAGUUUUGUGGUCACAGGGCACAAGAACGGCAUGAUCUCUGUCCACAAGGUUUGGGAGGGAUUGAACGGAGAAGAUUGGAGUUCGCUUUUUAUGGAAAUUGUCAGUACUUUCGGGAGUGCAGAGGAUGGCUCCGCGAUCACUAUACUUGAAGUGCAUCAUGUUGGAAGAACUAGGUACAUCUUGUCGACUGAUAUGAGCGGGUGGAUCAGAGUUUUCAAAGAGAAUGGAGCGGUUCAUGGUUCGCUGAAGCCGGGCACUAGGCCGCUCGCGUUCUUGAAGCAGAGGCUUCUAUUCUUGACCGAGACUGGUGCUGGGUCAUUGGAUUUGAGAAACAUGAAAUUGAGGGAAACCGAAUGUGAAGGAUUGAAUCAUUCUCUGGCAAGGAAUUAUGUUUUCGACGCCACGGAGAGGUCCAAGGCAUAUGGGUUUACAUCAGAGGGUGAAUUGAUUCAUGUGCUACUGCUAGGGGAUAUCGUGAAUUUCAAAUGCCGGGUGAGAUUCAAAAGGAAGGUCGACAUGGAAGAGCCUCUUGCUAUUCAGGCAAUCAAGGGUUACUUGCUUGUCGUUAAUCCAGACAAGGUCUUCGUUUACAACGUUUCCUCGCAACAUUAUGUUAGGGUCGGGAUGCCUCGGCUUAUCUUCUCUGCUGGUUUGGAUGAAAUAAGGUCAUCCUUCGUGAUUUAUCAAGCCACAGAAUCAGCUGCCGACGUAAGGAAGACGACACCUUUAAUAGCUACUGAUCGUGAAAAGGUGGUUGUACUCGGUCUCGGGAGUGGAUUCGUGGGAAUUUAUCGCUCGAAUCUUCCGAUCUACAAAGGGGAAUUCAACACAAUGCUAUGGACCAGUCCUGUGCUGUUCUUCAUUCUCUUCCUCUUUGUAGCGUGGCAUUUCUUCGCCAAGAAGAAGGAAGCGCUCACAUCAUGGGGUCCCGACGACCCGUUUAGUUCCGCCUCUGCUACUACUGGUGCUCCACUGGUACCUAGCUCCGGUGAGAGAUCAUUUGUAGACAAUCCUUCAAGAAACGGCGAUUUAUUGGAACUAAGGGGUAGUAAUAGCCUCAGACAGCCCCGACGAUAUGGUUCUCCUACACGGUAUCCCUCUGGAGCCACCAGUACCUUUAGACCAGGUUCUGCUGAUCACAGCUCGAGGCCUCCGGUUGAUCCCAAUUUCAGGACGGCUUCGGAGCUCAAGUACCGGGGACCUACUCUAGAGUCGGCGGGAUUUCCCAAAAGAAGAGAGAGCCUGUUUGCGAACAGCCAAGUCGUGGAUGAUAGCAGUUGACUCUUCAAUGCCGUUGCUUGGAGCUGCUUCUCCACGAGGUACCGGGUACCGUAUUUCGUCCACGUUUACCUAGAGAGAUCCUGUCGUGUGGAUCGUGUUACCUUCCGGACACGAGGUGAUGCAACUACCCUGUAACCUUCUUUUGACAUAACACAAUAAGGAAAGCGGAAGCAUUUUGAGAGCUUGUUCCGUUGUAAGAGAUUUUCCCUUUCGGACUGUCCAAUCAAGUAAAACCUCAUCCUUAGCGCUGAGUAAUUACUAAUUA
Messenger RNA from Punica granatum (pomegranate), 2662 nucleotides. Lineage: Eukaryota; Viridiplantae; Streptophyta; Magnoliopsida; Myrtales; Lythraceae. The record is from RefSeq and is a predicted model, not a curated record.